GCUGUCACCGCUGUCUUGAGGCGGAUAUCUAGCGCUAAACAACAGGCGGGUGAGGCGACUAUCUGAACUGUAAUUGGAAGGGAGGACAAAAGAAACAUAAGCGUGACGUGAAGAACAGCGGGAAAGUUAUCACCUAAAGAAAAGUAUUCGAAAAUGGUUGGCUGGCAGCUGAACCUCGGCCCGCUGAAGGAGCCCCUGGGAUUUAUCAAAUUAUUGGAAUGGUUUGCUGCAAUUUUUUCAUUUGCCACUUGUGGUGGCUACAGUGGCAAAACUGACAUAAUUGUGAAUUGUGUAGAAAAUAAAACGGCUGCUGCUUCAUUUAUGUAUCCAUUUAGAUUAAAUGUUCAGACGUUUGAAGGGAUACCUGAACAUUUCUGUAAUCAAACAUGGAAAGAAUUGCACCUUACUGGGGAUUAUUCAUCCCCAGCCCAGUUCUAUGUUGCUAUUGGAGUUUUCGCUUUUCUUUACUGCAUGGCUGCUCUUGCAUUUUAUCUAGGUUUAAUGCACUUGUAUCGGGACUCUCCAAAAUUUCCAUUAUGUGACUUCUUCAUUACUGUUGCCUUUGCUUUAAUGUGGCUGGUUAGUUCCUCAGCUUGGGCUAAAGGUUUGACAGAUAUUAAAAUUUCCACCAGCCCUCACAAUAUUGUGCAAAAUCACUGCCCACUAAAUUACAAAUGUCUGCCUGGACAAGAAUCGCCCAUGGGAAGUCUGAACAUCUCUGUGGCUUUUGGAUUUUUGAAUCUGAUCCUGUGGGCAGGUAAUGCUUGGUUUGUAUACAAGGAGACCAGUCUACAUUCCCCACCGCAACAACCAAACCCUGAGCAAGACCCUGGAAAUGUUUCUCCGUGAAAGUAAAGAAGAUGCCAAUUUAUAUUUGAUGGCCAACAAUCUGGUGUUUUCAAUGCUAAGAAUUGCAUUGUGUUAAUACAUGUGUGGAUACAUGGUAUUCAUGCCAGGAUUUCUCUUUCUGAAAAACAGGCCUUACAAUGUACUUCAAGCAGGUUUUCCAGUUACAGAACAAUGUUUUGUUGUGAAAAGUGAUGUACUGCAGUUAAUUGGCUUUGAAACACUAAGGUUUUUAAGAGUGCAAACACUGAUAAAUAUUUCUUCAAUAUAUGUUUUUGAAAUAUGACAAUAUAUAGUAAUGUACUAACUGGAGUACCUAUUCUGAUGUAACUAUUAAAAAAUUGGGGUUUUCUCUUAAACCAAAAUCUUUUGUCGUGUAAUACUUAAGUUUAGUAUAAAAGCUUACCAGUAUACAUGCUUUUUUAUAUCAGUUGUUUUACUUUUUUUUUCUUGUUUUAUUGCACAACCCCAAGUUUCUUUUACAUGUACUAUUUCUUAGAGCACUGUUAAAAUUGUCAUUGGGAAAAGAUGGUGCAGGUAUAAUGAUGUACAAACAAUUACAGUCCUGUUGAAGCUUUUGCCAUAAGCUUUUGUGUAGAAAAAACUAUCUUGUUUCUUUCCCAGUACAGUUUAUAGGCCUCCAGUUUCUCUCCAUGCUGUUGUAUAUGGAUUAUUGUUCUGAACUCGAUAAAAAUAUUCUGUACAUGCUGACGCCAUAUUAAAGAUACGUUUGUGUUUCA
This is a messenger RNA of Xenopus laevis (African clawed frog), 1586 nucleotides long. RefSeq lists its product as uncharacterized. The transcript has 6 exons. The record is from RefSeq and is a predicted model, not a curated record. Lineage: Eukaryota; Metazoa; Chordata; Amphibia; Anura; Pipidae. Bases 154 to 849 code for a protein of 231 amino acids.